AAAAAAUUCCGGACUCCGGUGUUGAUGCCCGUGCUCCUCGAAGGAUGUGUCAAUAUUAGUUCUUGAAUUUUAUUUUAAAUAAUAAGUGCAUUAAAAAAUUAUUGCUAUUUUUAUAGUUAUCCCAUCAUAAAGAUGAAUUUUUGUGAAUAGCUACUAUUAAAGGAAUAUUGAUCGCACAUGGAAAUUUGGUGCCAGGUGUAAGGAAGUAUUUUAAUGGAAAUUAAAUACAUUAAAUGAUCAAUAAUGAAUGAAAGUGAUUUCAAAAGUAUUUUGGCUACAACUGCUUCAAUUUGUACAAUUCUACAGUUUUUAACAGGAACGCUAACCUGCCAAAAAAUUGUUCAAAAUAAAAGUACCGGAGAUAUAUCUUCAUUUCCAUUUGUAAGUGGUUGUUUGUCAACUAGUUUAUGGCUUCGAUAUGGAUUUUUAAUUAAUGACAGUUCCAUAAUAUUAGUGAAUACAGUGGGGGCUACAUUAUUUUUUGCCUAUGUUUUGACCUUUUAUUUAUACAGUAUCAAUAAGACCGCCAUAGUUCGUCAAUUUCUGGGAUGCUUCUUUUUCCUGGUGAUAAUUUUACUCCACAUCCAUAACAAUGCGACUGAAGAAGAGCUAGUCCGAUCACAUUUGGGACUAGUAUGUUGUGGAGUUACUAUUUUAUUUUUCGCCGCUCCUUUCGCGUCACUUCUGCAUGUAAUUAAAAUGAAGAGUACAGAGAGUCUUCCGUAUCAUCUUAUUUUCGCUUCGUUCAUUGUGUCGUUACAAUGGCUCAUUUACGGAUAUGUUUUAAAGGACGAGUUUGUCCAGGUUCCAAAUUUAAUAGGAUGUAUUCUGUCAGGAAUCCAGCUAAGCUUAUUUCUUAUAUAUCCAAAGAAAAGUAAAGUGAGCGCGCUGGUUUAAAUGUUAUAGUACUCAUAAGAUGUAAUAUAUUAAAAUGUUAAAAAGAGAUUAAGAGUAAAGUUAUUAAUAACCAA
Messenger RNA from Diabrotica balteata, 971 nucleotides. The record is from the annotation of a GenBank genome assembly. NCBI's taxonomy places the organism in Eukaryota, Metazoa, Arthropoda, Insecta, Coleoptera, Chrysomelidae.